CUUAAUUAUAAAUCCUAUUGUUUUUUGCAAAAAUAUCUCGUCAAUCUUAUCGUAAUUAAAAAAUACAAUUUACGCAUUGUGAAGAUACCUAUAUAUUACGCUUGAAUGUACUUUCAGGAUUAAACAUUAAUAUUGUUAGCUAAUUAUAUAUUCUUCAAAAGCUAAAAGUAUGAAACUCAUUUUUACAUUGCUAUCUCUUGCUGUUCUAACUGCUAGAGGACAUAUUCAAGUUUCUUUACAAGACGACAUAUUCACCGAAUCAGAUUGCACUGCCGGUGUCGCGGAGGGCCCGAUAUACUGCAACGCUUAUUUUCCUAUCUGGAGAUAUGAUAUACAUGCUAGACAUUGUGUACGUGAUUCAUAUGGAGGAUGUUUUCCCACGAAGAAUAAUUUUAAGAGUCUUAAGGAAUGUGAGACUGUGACAAAACCAGUGUGUCAACACAUACAGACUGUUUAGUUUUGAAUCAGUGGCGUACCGAUAGAUCAACGGGCCCUGGUUCCAGUAGGGAUGCGGGCCCGCCCGCCCUAUAAAAACGCACAUUGUAUAUAUAAAAAAUGUUUAAUAAACAUUAAAUAUAAAUCAUCCUAUAUCAUAAAA
This is a messenger RNA of Diabrotica virgifera virgifera (western corn rootworm), 598 nucleotides long. RefSeq names its product trypsin inhibitor-like. Gene Ontology annotation, molecular function: serine-type endopeptidase inhibitor activity. Bases 170 to 457 code for a protein of 95 amino acids. The record is from RefSeq and is a predicted model, not a curated record. The transcript is spliced from 2 exons. Lineage: Eukaryota; Metazoa; Arthropoda; Insecta; Coleoptera; Chrysomelidae.